CUUCUAAUAUGACGCUGAGGCGGGCUUCCUGUGGCGUCUGGGCGCUGCUCGGUGUCUCAGUGCGGAGCACGGUUUGUUUGAAACGUCGUAUUUUAGCCAAUAACGACAAACAUGUGCGUUUGGGACCGAGCAACCGGAACGUAACGUAACUUUUUUUAGCGUGUUCGAGCGGCUUUCAAGGACAAACCUCGAGCAGUUGGAAGAAAUAGCUCCCGUCUCGGCCCGCUGCGGGAAGCAUGGCGGAAAGCUUCUACAAACUGGAGGAUGAAGCCUUCCCCAGCUUCCUCGGCAGGUCCCUGGACAGCACCGGCGGCCGGGCCACCCUGGGCAAUGUGAGCCUGGGUUCCGGUCCGGGGCUGCCCGUGGCCGCCUCCACGGUGGCUAAAAUUAGACCCAGCUCCGACAGCAGAGGAGAUCACGUGGAGGCGUCCUACCUGGAGGCCAGGGAGCAUCUGGACAAGUCCCGGUCACCUGCUGGAGAGCAUCCCAAGUUUUCCCUGGGCUUCAAAGAAGACUUGGAUAACGCAGAGGACUUCCUAGCAGCCCACCACCUGUCAGACGUGCUUGUUAAGAUCAGCCUGGAUGAGAGUACAUGCAGAAACCAACGCUCUGUGCUUGGCCGCCUUCCCCCCCAGACAGGUUCUGUGUGUGGUCGGCCCACAGAGCUCGGAACCGAGCUUUCAACCGGCCUUCUGACGUUUACCCAGAUGGACCAGAAGAAUGACAAAAAGGCUUUAGGCGCUCCACCUGAGGAGGACCAUCUGCAACCAGACGUCGUGACCAGUGACCCCUUCAGUAGCAGUAAUUCCAGCUUCCUGGUCAAUGAAAAGCUCCUGUGCGUGGACAACGCCAACAGUGAUGUCACAGAUGAUGACAUUGAUCUGAACAACCUGCCUGACGACGAGCUCGAGGUGUAUUUCAACAAACUGGUUCCUCCUGCAGCGCAGAGAGGCCGGGUGGAGGGGCAGGAGCUCCCCGCAACAGGAGUGGCUGCUGGUUCCAUGUCUGACGGCAGUUCUGAAGAGGCACUGCAGCAAAGAUACCAGUUCCUCGAUCACUAUGAUCAGGAGGACUUCCGGAUGCCUGACGUACGUCUUGCCGCCACAGGUAUGGACUCGUGUCCAGCCAGCGACGAGGACACCGAGGAUGAGCUGGAGACGGCCAGGAGGAGCAGUAACGGCACCAGGACGCGGCUGCUGCCAAGCACGUCUAGACAGCUGGUCGGAGAAAGUAACCGUCCAAGUUUCAGGCCGGGGUUAGAAGGAGGCAGUUCUGAUGACGAGGCUUCCUCCGGUCGUGGCGGUCCAUCACUGCUUCCUGGAAUUGGACACAGGCGAUCGGCUGAAGGGCAGGUCCUUAGCUCUCCUGUUGCAGGUGAUGGAGGUGGAGGAGAUGGGAGCAGCGGCAGCGAGGGAAGCGGGAAUGAUGGGGGAGUGUCGACCAUCCCUGUUCCUGUCACCAAUGCCCUGACCACGUAUGACGCCCUGCGCGGUCUGGGACUUGUCGGUAGCAGUCCUCUCAGUGAGGACGAUGCUGCUGAUUUCAGCAGUCUCCCAGAACAUGGGAGGAACCGGCUUCCUAGGUUUGCAGAGAUGGGGGACCGUGUCGGCCCCGUAGGAACAGGCGAGGCCAGCUCCUCCUCCUCUGCAGCAGCACCAGCAGCAACAUCAGGGGGAUCUGGGAGACUUCCUGUCAACUGGAGCAUGACGUUGGACAGACAAGAGGCGCUGGAUGCCAUGGAGAGCACAGAGUCGGGUCCCUUCGCUGAGCGCAUCCUAGAUUCUGUCUACUUGAGGAGACUUCAGGAUUCAACCAACGUGACCGUCUCUGUUCCUCAAAGCACCCAUGAGAGUUUCCACAUUUCCCAGGUGCUGGACACUAACCAAGAAGCCACCGAUGAGGCAGUAGAUGAGCCGGAUGGGGCCAGGCACUCGUUGGGCCCCAGAGGAGGGCCCUGUGGCGAUGUGGCAGCUGCCGAGGCUUCGGAUGGUGCCAGUGGAGAUGACAGCCCCCUCUCCACUUCCCUGGAAGCCAAGUAUUUCUCCCAGAGCUUCCACCAGGAUCAAGAGGACUCUGAUGACGGGUGGAGCAACUGCCCUGACAACAUGGAGCUGGAGUUUCAGCAAGGAGCCAAUGCCAGUCAUGGUGUAGUUUACCAGAAUGAAGAAGGGAAGUGGGUCACUGAUCUGGCAUAUUAUUCCAACUUUGAGAAAGAGGUUGAUGGGAAGAAACUUGAGAGUGACGGGCAGCUACAGGAUGAAGACUUCAUACCAGCCAAUGAUGCUAUGGAAAAAAUAGUAAAGGAUCAAGAGGAGUUUGAGAAAGAGCACCAGUUCAUGCAGGAGGAGCAGAUUGAACCUGCUACAGGCGGCAACAGCACCUUCCAAAGUGACACUUCCUGGAAGCUUCCCCCCAGCAGCCACAUCCUGAUGAGGGCCUCCCAGGUCUCCUCAGAGAUCAGGCAGGGAGAUGACAGCUACCUGCGACUGUCCCUGGGACAGUUUUUCAGCCAGCGCUCCGAAGCCCUGGGCUGUUUGGGCGGCGCUGACGGAGAUGAUGUCAAACGGCCAUCGUUUGGUUACAUCAUCACCUCUCCAGAAAAGAGGGAACCUUUUCCACUUAUCCAGUCAUCUGGAUUGUCGUUUGGAGACAACUCUUUUCACCAUGCCACCGUAGACCUUGGUGAAGCAGACAAAACACUCAGCCCAGACGAUUUGAACAAAACUCUUAAUGAUCCAGGUGAAAGGUUGUCACCAAAAGGGGAUACUGAAUCAGAACCGUGUAAAACUGAGGACCAUGUGGGAGCUGCCAUGGCUGAACACACUCCGCACUCAGGGUCUGAGUCAAGUGUGACGAACCAAAGUGGUUUCUCUCCAGACAACAACAGCAGUCAGCUGAUGCUCAGCAUCAGCACAAUUGCUUCAGCCAUCACUAACGCAUCAAUCAGCACUGACCCGUCUCAGCUGGCUGCCAUGAUUGUGGAUCUGUCGAAGAAAAACAGGGCAAGGAAUCGGCCAGAGUACAGCGCCACCCACAGGCCGGGACCCAGCACUGCUCAGCAUCUCCCCUCUCAGCCAGACCAGAGCACAAUGGCAGCCAUUCUGCAGAGGAGCCUCUGUGUCGGGGAGCUGAGUGCCUUUGACAUGGAGAAAUACUUGAAGACGACCAACGAGUCCAGCACCAGCGGCUCGUCUGACGCGCACUUGACCUUUGACCUGAGCGCUUGGGCUGAUGGUCUGAGCAGCUCUCAGAAAAACCCUCAGGCAGGAUAUCCCACAAAACAGGAUGGUGCCAGUCUAGAGAUGCCUUCAGGCUCAGAAGCUGAGGGCAGUAGAGGAAAUCUGAGGCCUGCAGAUAAAAGCUCCUCCCCUGUACAGCUGCCUCGUGAAGCAACAAAUGGUAACAACGAACCCAAAAGGAGCUCCAUUCCUCGUCCCCGUGCAUCUCUCAGCUCUGCCAGGCGGACUGUGGACCCCGCACAGUAUUCGCCUCCCAAGUGUUCCCCAGACACACUGACACCUAAUGAGGAAAGCGCUGCCUCUUCCUCCCAGACUUCUACCUCUACCACCAGAACCCCGACAAAACCUGCAGGCAGGCUGGGAGAGGCAAAAAGCAGCAGGUCUUCAGAAACGACCUGUAAGAAUGAUAAAAGCCUUCCCAGAGCCUCCCAGAGCUGGAGGAAAUCCCAGUCAGGCCUGCCUGUUCUCAAAGCCUCGUCACCCCCCACCCAGAGGCUGAGAAGUGUAGGUCAGGAAGGACUGGACAGGCCCAGGGCUUCUCCAGAGAACAACAAGCCGCUACCUCAAGGUUCUGAGAUCUGUGGCCUGAAUGCUCAGCCGUCACGAGAGCCUCACUCUGACAUGCAGAGGACUUUUCCUGAGCCGGCUGUGGAGGAGACCCAGUCCAACUUCAGACCCUCCACCUCCCCCCUCACCCACUCCUCUCCAAGCCACACUCCUGAUGGACUGCGUUCGCCCUCUUCAUCCGAUGGCAGGCAGGCCGACCGACGGCCCGGCCCCGCCGUCUCGCCCGAGUCGACCUGCUCCAGCCCCAGUCUCAGCAGGCUCACCUACAUCUCAAUAAAUGAUGGAACCGUUGUACCCACACCGGAGCGCAAGAAGAGGGAAUCUACUAUGGGACUGAGCACCACCAUCAUCAGAUUCAGUCCCACCCCGCCUGUGGAACCAGAUCUACUGUUGGACACUGCUGGCCGGCCCAAAGGCCUCGAUGCUGCGCAGCCUCAGCUUUCUAAAAGUCUGGACCCUCUACCGGCCCCCCAGUGUAAAAGCCCUGAGGGGCCGCGCAGCGGCUCUGCUCUGAGCUGCACCCGCAGCCAGAGUGAGUCGAACUGCCCGGGUCCUGGGGACACCGUACCUGGCUUCACACGCCAUAAGCAACCUGCUGAGUCCAGUGCCAGGACGUUGACUAAAGUGGACUCAGGCUAUAGCAGCAAUAUAAACAUCCAGCACACCAGCAGCUCUGCAGCUCCUCCGGGAUCCCAGCAGUGGGGCGCUGUCCCCUCCGUGUCAUCAUCACUGUAUGCUGGUGGUCUCAGCAUGCCUCCUCCGUACACAGCAGAGGCGCUCCAUUAUGCCCAGACCCCCAGUUUAAGGCCCCAGUGUCCCGGCAUGGUGGAUCUCCCCCUCAAAGGAGACAUUCAGUCCCUUCUCACCAGACGCUCUCUCGUUAGCCCACAGUUACCUCUGCACUAUUUGGGACCUGAAGCACAGGUGCAUUCUGGGGCUUUUCAUAUGGGACUGCCAGGAAACGGUCUUUACAGCAUAUCUUCUACAGGUCCUAUUGGGAUUCCAGGACCUGCUGGGCCCCAUCAUCCUCCUCUGCCGCAUCAGAGUCGGCAUGAAAUGGGAAUAAUGGAGAAGCCAUGCAGCCAUUAUGGCGGGGAGUCUAUGGUGACCGCUGGUCUUGAGGAACUGAGAGGCCAAGUUGUGGUACCCGAGGAGCUUCGGUUCCCUCACGCCUGCUGUGUCGGCAUCGCCUCCCAGACCUCCCUCAGCCUCUUCAACCCGUCGGAGAGAUGGCAGCAAGUCUCCAUCUCUGUCAUCAGCCUGGCCAUCGAUGGAGAGAAGGUGGACAGCUUGCCGUACCAGUGGUUGAUGGUGAAAAACAAGACUAUUAUUGGACCCAAAAGCACAGAGGAGCAGAAAGUGUUGUUUAUCCCUCCGCAGCCUGGAGUCUACCAGUGUAUCCUCAGUGUUUGCUCUUGGCCGGCCUCAGCUGAGACAGAGACGGCUGCCAGGGCCAGUUUCUUCGCCAAAAGGGUGAUGCUGAUCGCAGUGGCAGAGAACCCAGCGUUAGAGAUCGAACUAAGCAAAUCGGGCUGUUUGGAUUUCGGCGAGCUACCAGGAGGAAGUGGGAAAUCCUUACCUCUGAGACUGCUCAACAGAACCCACGCUACAGUACCCAUCCGCCUGGUGAUCAGCGCUAAUGCCACAGCUUGGCGAUGCUUCGCCUUCUCCAAGGAUCCUGUGGUCCUGACACCUGAGGCCACCCAUCAGGCCGGACACAUGGCCUCGCUGUCCUCUCCCUCAGUGAUGAAUCAUGUGAUGCAUGCCAGCUAUGGGGAGAAUCCAGAAAGCUUCGUGGUCUGGGUCCAUUUCAAGGCUCCUCAGAAGUUCAUUACCGCUUCAGGAGAUCUUGGUCCAGCUGAUGAAUACAAUGCUCGGGUGGACGUUGAAGUGGACUCUCCAGGUCCUAGUCGCAUUAUCAGAAGUGUUCCUCUCAAGGCCAAGUGUGGAACAGCCAGAGUCCACGCUCCUAAAGAUCUGCAGGCUGUGAGCUUUUCUGCGCCUGUGGGUAGAUGUAGUGAACAGACUCUGCCAUUAAAGAAUGCAGGAAACAUCGAUGUUCAGCUGAGACUCAAAAUUAGUGACGAAAGCGCUAGCUUUUCUGUGACCCCCGCUGAGCUGUCCCUGAGAGUGGGAGAAGAACGAGGCAUUGUUGUAUCAUUUAAAGCCCAAAGCAACAGGAAACAUAAAGAAAGCCUUCUCACGGUGCUGGUGCUGCCGUCGGGCCCUCAGUAUGAAGUGACACUGAAAGGAGAAGUAGUCCCUCUGGACUCUGAAGAACCGCCGCCUCCCUCCGCUGCCGUCUACGGCCCCUCGCUGACCAGUGACGUCCCACCAAUCCUCUCUAAUAAGCAGUUUGUGGCCUGGGGAGGGGUCACCCUGGGACGAGCUGUCCAACAGAAGCUGGUUCUAAGAAACAACUCGACCAGUAGCACACAGCAGCUGCGCUUGCUUAUCCGUGGUCAGGACCAAGACUGUUUUCAGCUCCAGAGCUUGUUCAGCCCUGAAGAGUGUCUAACCAGACACGGCGAGCUGUCCAUUCGGCCCAGGGAGGAUGUAACCGUCCACUUACUCUUCGCUCCCACCAGGGUGGCUUGCAUGCUGGCCAAGCUGGAAAUUAAACAGUCUGGAGUCCGCUCCUCACAACCAGGAGUUAAAUUCAUUAUCCCACUGUCUGGCUACGGCGGCACCAGUAACAUCAUCCUGGAGGAGCAGAGGAAGCACGGCGAUGGCUACGUGGCCACGCUCCCCGACGUUGCCGUCGGCUGCGUCAGCAAAGUGUGUCUGUGUGUGAGGAACACCGGCUCCAGAGCAGCCUUCAUAAAAGCCGUGGCCUUCGCUGACAUCCCGAGCCGAUCGCUUAUGCAGCCCUCCGUCAUGAGCCUGGCCCCUUCCCAGUUUGUGCUGAAGGAACGGACACAAGAGGUGAUCACUGUUCUGAUGAAGUCCAGCCAGAGAGAGACGAGUCUGUGCGAGUCGCCGACCGCCCCCUUGGCCACGGUGUGUCUGUUUUGUGGAGACGAGGUCUCCAGGCAGCAAUACAGGAGAUUGCUUCAGAGCAAACCAGAGGCUGGGAGGAAGGUUCUGUCUGAGAACAGUCUGCUGAAAAACCUCGAUUUCAGCGAAACCUUCUUGGGAGAGGAAAGUGUUAAAGAAGCCUAUGACCUUCCUCUGCGGCCUAAUGAGGCCCACAUCUUCUACAGCAACAUGAGUAAGGUGUUGGUAUCGUUGCUCGGGAGGACAAAGAGCGCGGACCGGGAGGAGCGUGAGCGCCACAAAGCCGCGCUGCCCUCUGACAGCCACAGCUUGCAGACAGAGAGUGAUUUUCCUGACGGCGGUGUGUCCCUGGAUGUGCUGCCAGUGAAAGGUCCACAGGGUCCGGCGCUGAAAGUUACAGCAUCCUCUUCAAAGGCGUCAGACCCACAGACCACGCGCUCCGAGUCGUGGCUCAUCCACCCGCAGCAGCUUGUCCUCGCUGCUCCAACGAUCAAUGGUCCGUCCAGCACCAGCCAGGUCCAAAUUCGGAACAACACUUCCAGAGAGCUGAACUUUGAUCUUUCCUGGCCGGCUCACUGCCUCACCAUCACCCCACAGCACGGCGUUAUUGAGCCUCAGUGCCAGCUGCAGAUAUUGAUCAGUCCCAACCCUUCACUAGCUACAAAAUCGUCCCUGCUGCCGUGGAGCGGACAGAUCUACGUCCAGUGUGACGGACAACAGAAGUUCAUUAAGGUCCAGAUUCGUAGGGACUUGGCUCUGGAUGUCUCUGCAGCCCCAACAGACACAUCUCUGUCUGCCCUGCCGGCUCUGGCUGCUACUCCUGUGCUGCCCGUGGCCCGACUCGGCACCAAGCCAUCGGUAACCCCCAGGGCCACUCCCAGCCUGGUGGAAAUUGGCAACAAGAACAUCACCUUUCCAACAACUCCUUCAGGGGAAACAUCAGAGGCCCAGCUGGAGGUGCAGAACGGGGAAGUGGAAGUGCGGUGGUACCUGUCUUCAUUUGCUCCUCCUUAUGUGAAGGGAGUUGACGGCACUGAAGAUGUUUACCGGGCCACCUACACUGCUUUCAGAUGUUCCAGGGUCUCAGGAACUCUGGGGGCUCAUGAGAAGAUGCAGGUGCCAGUGACCUUCCUCCCCAGAGACCGAGGGACUUAUGUCCAGUUCUGGGACAUGGAGUGCCACCCUGUGUCUGAGCCCCAGCAGAAGUCCAGACUCCGCUUUCAGCUCUCUGGCACUGGAGUGACAUAUGGACCGCUGGAAGGAAACGGCUCUCUGGUGAGGACAGAAGCCACGGUGAGGAGCAGAAAGAGGUCCGACUCGUCAGCAAGCAAAGCUGGCUCAGAGGAGGCGUUGCGAAGGGGGGUUUAUUCUCCUCAGGAUCUCUAUACCUUCCCAGACACACGGGUGGGGGAGUCCAGCACCCUGAAGGUCAACGUCCGUAACAACUCCUCCGACACGCAUGAGCUGAGGUUUGUAAAACCUAAGGAGCCCUUCCACAUGAAGCAUGUUGAGUAUUCCCUGAGAUCACAGCAUUAUGUCAAGCUACCUGUCCAAUUCAAGCCCACUACGGCCGGGAAGCACACUGGCUUGCUGCUCAUCCAAUCAGAAUCAAGUGGAAGUCUGGUCGUUCAGCUGAGCGGUGAAGCAUUGCCUUGAAUUCUUGGGACAGAAGACCGAGACACCAAAUGCCUCAUACGAAUUAAAAGAAGAAGUCUGGAUUUAACAGUUUUUCUAGAAUCAUUUCUAUGGAUGCUGACUGCUACUCAUUGAGGGGAGAUGCCAACAGAGCCCUUUGUGGCCGUGAAGAGGCCUCAGCUGUCCUCAGCUCAGUCAUGACAAGGUCAUCUGAUGCAGAAUGAUUGAAUGUAUCCAGCUUACUAUUAGUCUGGGGGGGGGGGGGGUCUGUCACUUGACUCUAGGCCUUAUCCCCUUCAGUUAUGUCACAAGGCGGCAUUGUUUCCACAGCCUCUGUCAGACAGCAGCAGUACCAGUUGAGAUCCAUUUGGCAUUACGUGCUCUUGAUCACACAGGAAGGCCUCUGUCUGCUGCUUGGCAGGAUAGCUGCAACCAUUUUGUUUUGGGUAAAGCUGGGCUGGGUUAGCCUUUUUCCUCCCAUUAUGCUGUGAAUAUCAGUGAUGAUGGGAACCUUGUGUUCCAAAAGUAAAUGAAGUCAUUUCUGUCCUGAUGGUAGCAAGAGUAGGAGACGUUAUUUUUAAACGUCCGCUCUAGGUCUUUGUAUGUUUCAAGGAUUUUCAAAUCUUUUGUACCGUAAUGGUUUCUAUGGCGAUGGCUCUUCAUCCACUUAAAGCCCAUUCCAAAACUGUCCAGAUGCAUCUAAUUUUGUCAAGUUCAAGGCAGCCCACAGCAACAUUAGGAUGGUUAAUGGCUGUGAUUACAUGCUAAAUCAGUUUGCUUGGGGCGUUGUGUUCAGCAACGAGCCAGGUCUGUCUAGUGUGGUUACCAUGGUAAAACGUGAUUAAUCACCGUUCCAGGAACAAAUAAUUUGAUCCCCGUUUCCCUUUUUGGCUCCAAGGCAAGUCGCCAAAAUUGCUUGAGGGGAGCAUUGGAUCCACUUCCGUAAUGAGCUGUGGAGCUGGAUUGGCACGGGGAAAGGUGUGCAGACUCCAUCAGGCAUGUGUUGUUAACUUGUUAGAUGGCACACACUUUGGCAGCAGAAACACUAAUGUCUGGCAUUAUUUACCUGCAUGGAUUGCAAGUUUUCUAAUAAAGGCGCUACGGUGUAAAUGGUAUUUAAGCAACAUUCAGAAACCUUGGUUUGACAAAUUGCACUAUUUUAUGUAAUAUACUGUAGGUAUGUACACAUUUUAAAUAAAGUUUUGUGAUUAUUG
This is a messenger RNA of Fundulus heteroclitus (mummichog), 9652 nucleotides long. It is a transcript of the gene cep192, whose product is annotated as centrosomal protein 192. Gene Ontology annotation, molecular function: protein kinase binding. NCBI's taxonomy places the organism in Eukaryota, Metazoa, Chordata, Actinopteri, Cyprinodontiformes, Fundulidae. The record is from RefSeq and is a predicted model, not a curated record. Gene Ontology annotation, biological process: centriole replication; centrosome duplication; centrosome-templated microtubule nucleation. Gene Ontology annotation, cellular component: cytoplasm; pericentriolar material; centriole.